UCUCUCUCUCUCUCUCUCUCUCUAUAUAUAUAUAUAUGUGUGUAUAACUAGCAAGUAAUGUGAAUUUAUAUACAUUUGAAUAUCUUGUAGAUUUUUGAAUAAAAUUUAUGAUUAUAGAAAAAAUUCAGUUGAGGACAAUUCGAUUGAUCCCUUUAUAUUGAGUGUUUACAUGAAUUCGAUAAAAUAUAUAUAUAUAUAUUUGAAUGUAUGGUUUGGCAACAAUGUGUUUGAAUGAUUUAGAGUAUAAUCUAGUCUUUUGAAGAACAUCAAUAAAGGUACAUUGAAGAAACCAAAAGAGAAAGAAAAAACCUAUCGAGUAUAUUUUAUUUGAUUAUACUUUUUUCAUUGUUAUUAUUGAUUUUUUGUUUGAGUUCCGAUAAUUUAUUAUGAUGUCACAGUCCAGUUCUGGUUGAUAAGACAGCCGAAUCACUGACCGCUUGAUAAUUGAUAUAUUGUUUAUUUUGUAUAAUUUUCUCAUUCUUGAGAAACUAACUCCGAGGUAAUAACAAGCAUUUUUCACUUGAAAUUGUUUCAAUUAAAAGUAAAAAUAAACGUUUGUUUUGGUAGAUUAAAGAUAAAUAUUUUUGAAGUUGAUGAAAUGAGAAGAUAUAAAAUUAUAGCCUUCAUGAUGAUUUGGAAGGUUUCUUAAUAGGAGAGUUAGAUAAAUUAGAUAAAGGAAUGUAAGGAUUGUAAGGAUUGUAAAGCAAUAGUAGGAGAGAUUGAGAGAGUCUAACUAUGCAACACAGGUAAUGAUAUUAUACGUAGGUAUUAGGAGAUGGAAGAGGAAGUGUAGGGGAAGAAGGCACCCAUGAAUUAGAUAUUACAUGUUAUUCUUUGCAUGUAAAAUAACAAGACAGUAUUGUUACUUCAUCUAUGUAUUGUCAGGAAUGUAUGGAAAGGUAUACAAAACUCAAAGUUCCAAUGCUCAAGAGAAGGUUAAAUACAGAUAUGGACAAAUGGAAUGGACAGUUGCCUCUCCAAGGUCCUUGUAGAACAUGCAAGAAAGGGAAACAAAUCAGAUAGCAUUAUAAAAUCCGCAACAUAUGCUGCAGCAGUUGCAGUUUUAACUGAAAAUUUUGGGCUAGACUUGACUAAAGACCAUAUAAAAAAUCGUCUGAAGACAUGGAGGAAGCAGUAUGGGCUUUUGAAGGAGAUCCUUGCUCAAAAAGGUUUUAAAUGGAAUAGGGCUCGAAAGAUGGUAGUUGCAGAUGAUGCUGUGUGGAGUGACUAUAUAAAGAUCAACCCUGAUGCUAAGCAUUUUCAUGCAAAAUUCUUUGAAAAUUAUGAUGAGUUGUGUAUCAUUGUUGGCAAUGAUCAAGCAAUAGCAAGCUGUUCAGACAAUGGUGCUGAAAUUGAUGUAGACUUCAUGUCCGACAACGAGGGUGUGGAGUCUACAAUUGUACCUGAAAUCAGGAGUGAUGACAAGCAGGCAAAAAAUCUGAGGUGGACUGAAGAAAUGGACUGUUGCCUCGGUAAGAUUCUGGUGGAACAAAUGCAGAAGGGCUAUAAAAUAGACAAUUUACAACGUGAAGCAUACGGAAUAGCUCUUAUGGCUUUAAAAGAUAAGUUCAGGCCUGAUCUAAGUAAAGACCAUAUUAGGAAUCAGCUUAAGACUUGGAGGAAACAGUACGGGGUUUUGAAGGAACUCCUUUUUCAUACUGGGUUCAAAUGGAAUGCAGCACAAAAGGUGGUAGUCGGCUCUGAUUCAGUGUGGAGUGAUUAUAUCAAGACACAUCCGAAUGCAAGGCUAUAUCGAGGAAGGAUUGUUGAAAAUCUCGACAAUUUACAGAUUAUUUUUGGCAAUGACUCUGCAUUUGAAUUUAGUCCCAGAAAUAGUGAUGCCUUGUUGGGCUCGACCCCGGGCUACGAGGAUGUAGAGGCUACUGAUACUUUUCAGAUUCAGAGUAGCUGUACAAAAGAGCAGACUAGACACUUGAUAUGGACAAAAGAAAUGGACUGCUGCUCGGGCAAUAUUCUUGUAAAGCAAUAUAAAGAGGGAAAUAAAUUAGAUAGUAAUUUAAAGUCCAGGGUAUGUACAGAUGCUGUUACAGCUAUAAACAAAAAAUUUCACCUUGACCUGACUAAAGAUCACAUUAGAAAUAGGCUUAAAACUUGGAAGAAACAGUAUGGUAUUCUAAAAGAACUCCUUGAUCAGGAAGGAUUUACAUGGGAUGAGACAAGAAAGAUGGUUGUUGCUGAUGAUUCAGCAUGGGAUGACUACAUCAAGACACACCGUGAUGCCCGGCCUUUUCGAGGAAGGGUUUGUGAGAACUAUGAUCACUUGUGCUUUAUCUUUGGCAACAAUUACACAAUGGGAAGCUAUUCAAGAACUGCUGAUGAUAUUGUGCAUAGUUUGGCUGGUGAUUCAGAUGGUAUGGAAGGUAUAUAUGUAUCACCACUUCGAUAUAGUGGAAGCAUGAAAGAUCAAGCCAAGACCAUACCUAACUGA
This is a messenger RNA of Camellia sinensis, 2449 nucleotides long. The record is from RefSeq and is a predicted model, not a curated record. NCBI's taxonomy places the organism in Eukaryota, Viridiplantae, Streptophyta, Magnoliopsida, Ericales, Theaceae.